AAUUUCUUUAGAUGGACAACUUUUCAUCGGGAAAAUCACGCACAAUUCUAUCCAUCAUAUUUCAACCUCCGUAAAAAAAAAAUCACUCUUUGGGGAUAUUUGUUCUCCUGGAAAUUCUUGGACCACGCAAACGACGAAAUCAGGAGAGAGUUUACAUUCCACUCCGGGGUUCAACAGCACAGAGACGAAUUAUUCCGGCAACUCACGAAACAGAGAGGUGGUGACGUCGUGUUUGUCGGUGUACACGUCAGAAGAGGGGAUUUCCUAGCAGAGCGUCAUCAAAAUGCUGGGUUUGGGGUACCGCAGCUUUCGUAUUACGUCAAGGCUUUUGCGACAUUGAGAGAACUGUUGCCCAAUAGCUCUCUGGUCUUCAUCGUAGCCAGCGACGACCUCACGUGGUGCGAGAGCAAUCUCAAAGCCAGCGACGUCGUCAUCUUAAACAAACGAUCGCCCGGGCUGCACCUCGCC
Lymnaea stagnalis (great pond snail) is the source of this 468-nucleotide messenger RNA. The record is from the annotation of a GenBank genome assembly. NCBI's taxonomy places the organism in Eukaryota, Metazoa, Mollusca, Gastropoda, Lymnaeidae.